CCAACCUCAUCCUUGGCCCUUCUCCUCGGGCCAGAACCUUGGAAAAAAGACCUGGUCAGUGUCGCCCCACAUUUGGUUGUCCAUUUGCUGUAUUUGUUACUGUAUCUUCUUCGUGUCCAGGUUUUCGUUCUGCACUUAUAAAGUUGCUUUUGAGUCCCGAAUAAUGUCUUCUCCAUGUCGUGGAUAUUCUAGAACAUUGGUAAGUCUAUCAUGUUUCCAGAUGACACAGUGCUUCUUGACUUACUUAUUUAUUUUUGGCUGCAGACGGUCCAUGAUUCACUUCUUUUGUUGUUGUUCAUACGGAGAAUCAUUUCCAGAACUACUCUGGAGUUAGCAUCAAAGAUAUUGGUCAUUCUUUUGACAAAUUGGUCCACACUUUUUCCAGUAUUUUGUUUACAGCUCUGAAUCUUAGUCCAAUCUAUGCUUUGUCUGUAAUGUUCAGUGAUUUGUUCACAAAGAGCUGUGAGUCUCACUUGGUGUUGUUUGUUCAUGUUGUCUGUAUAAGGAAUCUCCUGAUGAUUGUCUCAGUAGGCAUUGAAAUCACCUUCAACACAGCCCCAGUUGAGGCUCAAUUUAAACCCCAACAAUCAUCUUACUUCACUGAGGGUAUUGUGACAAGAUGUCCGCUCGAGCUCAAGAUGAAGAAGAACAGGAAGACAGACUUCUGGCAUGGAAAGAUCAAGUAUGAGGAUUAUGAAGAAGAGAUUGAAGAUCCAGCAGAUGUGGAGCAAAUGAUUAGAAAAGCUCAGAAUGAAAUAGCUGGGGCCGGCAUGGGCAUCAGUGACAAGCUCAUCAGCCUGGAGGUGACAUCGUCCAACGUUCCUGACCUCACGCUCAUCGAUCUGCCUGGUAUUACCCGUGUAGCAGUCAAGGACCAACCGGAGAACAUUGGAGAACAAAGUAAGAGGCUGAUCAAAAAGUUCAUCACAAAGCAAGAAACCAUCAACCUGGUGGUGGUGCCGUGUAACGUGGACAUCGCCACUACUGAAGCGCUGAAGAUGGCUCUGGAAGUUGAUCCAAACGGCGAGAGAACGUUCGGCGUCCUAACGAAGCCUGACCUGGUGGAUAAAGGCUCGGAGGAGACAGUGCUGUCCGUCAUCAAUAAUGAGAUCAUUUACCUCAAUAAAGGCUACAUGAUCGUCAGGUGCCGAGGACAGCAGGAGAUCAAGGACCAUGUCUCUCUGAAUGAAACCGUCAAGAAGGAAAGAGACUUCUUUGAAGAUCACCCACAUUUCAGCACACUGUAUGACAAAAGAAAAGCCACUAUUCCCAACCUGGCCGAGAAACUCACGCUUGAACUUGUCCUUCAUAUUGAGCGAUGUCUGCCGCAACUGGAGGAGCAAAUCCUGAUGAAGUUGGCUGAAAUUCAGGCUGAAGUGGACCGCUAUGGCUCAGGGCCUCCUACAGAACCAGAACAAAGGAUCUACUUCAUGACUGAUAAAAUCACAGCAUUCACUCAGGAUGCCAUCAACCUGACGACUGGAGAGGAGGUGAAGAGCAUGUCAUAUAUAAACAUCUUCUCAGGUCUGAGGAAGCAGUUUUCUCUCUGGAAGAAUGAUCUAGACAGUGUAGGAGAGACAUUUAACAAGAGGAUUGAGAAGGAAAUGCAGGCGUAUGAGGAAAAAUACAGAGGCAGAGAACUUCCAAGCUUCCUCAACUACAAGACCUUUGAGGUGAUAGUGAAGGGCCCGAUCAAGCAACUGGAGGAACCUGCCAUCGUGAGACUGAAGGAAAUCUCAGAUCUCGUUAAGAAGGAGUUCAUCCAACUGGCUCAAUCCAACUUCCCAGGUUUCCCUAAUCUCUAUAAAAUAGCAAAGACCAAAAUCGAGAACAUAAAGCAGGUGAAGGAGUCAGAGACUGAAUCAAUGCUGAGGACCCAGUUUAAGAUGGAGAUGAUGAUCUACACCCAAGACAGCAUGUAUAAGAAUAACCUGCACAUGCUGAAGAUCAUGGAGGAAGAAGAAGAGAGACAAAAGUUUGGUGUGGCUUGCCCGCCUUCUCAAAGGUUGUAUGAUCACUCAGACAGUGAAGGCACUCUUGAGGAACUGACACGUCACCUGAAGUCCUACUAUUGUAUUGUGACUAAGCGCCUGGCGGACCAGGUCCCUAUGGUGAUCAGGUACAUGAUGCUUCAGGAGUCAGCGGCACAGCUGCAGAGGGAAAUGAUACAGCUCAUACAGGACAGACAUAACAUCGAUGAGCUGCUGAAAGAAGACCAUGACAUCGCCAGCAAACGGAACAACCUGCAUAGCCGCCAGAAACGGCUGACAGAGGCCCUCAAAUACCUGGCUAAAUUUUAGAGCCAAUCAUAAAUUUUAACACACAAUCUGUGUUGGUAAAUUUUGGUAGAAUUCUAGGUUUUAGAAAUGAUGUAACUGUCAAUCACUGAAGGAACUGCAAAAUCCCUUUAUGUUUUUGUUUGUUACUACAUUUUCAAGGAAACACAAAGCAAUUUUCUGGUAAAGCAGUUUCUUUCUGUACUGUGCUGAGUCUGUCAUCUUGGAUUUUUUAAAUGUUUUGUACUGCUUUCUAGUCCUUAAUACAAGUUACACUUCCAAAUAAACAAUUUUAACGGCAUUUAUAACGCAUAUUAAGCACAUUAUGAUUUCUUAACAUUUACAUUAUGGAAGCUGCAUCCUAUGCUUUUACUUUACUUAAAACCAUCAACGAUGCAUUUAUAAACGUUAGUAAUUGUAUUAUAACUCUCAAUAAGUAUUUAUAAACCGGCACAACAUAACUCAACAACAAUAUAAAAUAAUUCACUAAUUGGACCUAGAAAUAAAUCUGCAUUACCAAUAAGUAAUUAUAACUAUAAUAUAAUAACAUUAUAAAAAUGCAGGCUGUAUUUUUAUG
Molecule: messenger RNA, 2853 nt
Organism: Ictalurus furcatus (blue catfish)
Lineage: Eukaryota; Metazoa; Chordata; Actinopteri; Siluriformes; Ictaluridae
Product: interferon-induced GTP-binding protein Mx2
Exons: 12
Coding region: 435-2300 (621 amino acids)
Biological process (GO): defense response to virus
Cellular component (GO): cytoplasm; membrane; nucleus
Molecular function (GO): GTPase activity; microtubule binding; GTP binding
Source: RefSeq, a predicted model, not a curated record